CACAUUCGCGUCGCCCCCUCCGAGGCAGGUCUUGUCGCUGCAGAGAUACAAAAUUCUAUAGCACUACACGCUUUUCGAUUGCGGUGUCCCGCGGCGCCCAGCUCUUCGUCGUCCCUCCCUCGCUCUAGUCGCGACGACAGUCCAACGAGGAUAAAACAGACCAGCGAUGGCUGCCAGACACCGCUCGCCAGGUUUCGGUGACGUCACCAGUAUCAACCUGAACCGCUUGCUGUCGAGGCUAGAUCGAGUAGUGCUGGCAGACCCGUCGCCAGAGUUGCGAAAGUCGAGUUAUGAGCGUGCACGCGUGAGCGCGAACAUUGAACAUGCACGCAUGUUACUCCUCAACCUCGAGCACUCUGCCUCCACGAUACCGUCCAAGUCGAAGAAAGCGGAAUUACAGGCCGAUUUGCAGCAGAAACGCGAGCUCAUCAAGCAGCUUAACCAGCGCAUAUACGAGCUGAAUCAGCUAGACGAUGCGGAGUCGGAUGGAUCUGUACACUCGGACGAAGAAGACGCGGACGAAUUCCCCUCAUAUGCGCCGAGAGUGAAGACAGAGGCGGGUCGCGAUAUUUCAACGCCGGGAGAAAGCAACGAAGCGCUCCAAAACGCUGCACAAGGAUUGGCGUCAGAACUGCGGCGGAGAGGCAAGCCAGGAGCAGAUGGAUCGGAAUCCGGGGCACAGGCAGCCUCUGGCAACUCUCUCUUCCCCUCCAAAGCCACAACGACGACAGGCGACCCAUCACACGCACAAACAGAGGCACUCCUAUCGCACGACCGCAACGAACAGGAAAUGCUCACAACAAGCCUUCUCGACAUGGCGAAGCUCUUGAAGCAGCAAUCGAUCAACUUCAGCAAUGCACUCGAGGGGGACAAGGGUGUGGUGGAUCGAGCCCUGGCCGGAUUAGACAAGAAUACACUGAAUAUGGAUGCUGCUAGUAAAAGGAUGGGUGCAUUGCGGAAAAUGACUGAAGGCAAGGGUUGGUGGGAUCGGAUGAGGCUCUACGGCAUGAUUGCUGGGCUCUGGCUGAUUGCAUUUCUGAUCGUAUUCGUGGGGCCCAAGCGUGUCACGCAUGACCCUGACCCAAGUCAAGUCAAGAUCCAUGCCCCUCUACAUGCUUUGUGCGGAACACGUAUCUUACGGGCACAACACGUAGCUUGCAACUGCAAUUGCACAAUGCUAGAGGCUCCGGGCAUGAUCGGGCAGCCCGAUCUUCACGGCUCAGCUGCCGAUCUGGACCCUGCACGCAACCCGCAUCCUGCACGCAGCCGCUUAGCGUCUCCAAGCUCCAUCUUCUUAUCCAUGGAAAUGUCAUCUCUGGGCUCGCGCUCCCUGAACCACUCCUCUGCUGACACCGAGGCUGAAUACGACCGUCUCCGCGACCUUGCCCGUCAGGAAGCCGCAAAGCGCUCGUCAUGUUUUGACCGCGCGCACCAAGCCUACGAAGCCGGCGAUGGCGCCACCGCGCACGAGCUCUCUCAAGAAGGAAAAAGGCACGCCGAGAAGAUGGAGCAAUACAACCGCCAAGCCCGCGACUUUAUCUUCCGAGAAAACAAUGCCGAGGGACGCGUUGCCAGCGAUACCAUUGACCUCCACGGGCUCUUCGUAGAAGAAGCAGAAGACGUGCUGGAGGAGCGAAUCAAAGUCGCCAGACAGCAAGGACAAACCCAUCUGCACGUCAUUGUCGGCAAGGGCAACCACAGCAAGAACCAUGUGCAGAAGAUCAAACCACGCGUCGAGCAGGUGUGUCAGGAUCUGGGCUUGCAGUACCGCACCGAGGAAAACGAAGGUAGAAUCUUUGUUAACCUGCAGGGCGGCAACGUGGAUGAAAUGCCGCCGCCGCCCCAGGCCCCGAGCUACGGCGGCUAUCCUGGACAGCAUCAUGGUGGACAGCAAGAAUACCAUGGCGGACAACCACAGCAACAUCACCAGCAGCCACAGCAGCAGCAGCAGCAGCAAGAUCAGAAUGACGACAUUGAGCAGAUGGUUAAGAAGGGGCUGCCCAAGUUGCUCAAGGCGCUCAAGUGCUGCACGGUUAUGUAAAUGGGUGUGUUGGAUGUAUCUUUUUUUGGCUUUGGC
This is a messenger RNA of Exserohilum turcica Et28A, 2077 nucleotides long. RefSeq lists its product as uncharacterized. The coding region runs from base 167 to 2041 and encodes 624 amino acids. The transcript is spliced from 5 exons. The record is from RefSeq and is a predicted model, not a curated record. Lineage: Eukaryota; Fungi; Ascomycota; Dothideomycetes; Pleosporales; Pleosporaceae.